Effrenium voratum is the source of this 1077-nucleotide messenger RNA. The record is from the annotation of a GenBank genome assembly. Lineage: Eukaryota; Dinophyceae; Suessiales; Symbiodiniaceae.
CGAGCAGAAGCCCCGCGCACCGGGCGAUUUUGUGCUUGACUUCGCCAUGCUGGUGGUGCUCUCCGCGGCUGCCAGGUUCCACUCAAAGCCAGUGACGGACUUGGCCCUGAGAAGCAGCCCGAAGCUCUUGUCCAAGGCCAAGACCCUGGUGCAAGAGCUGAGCGUCCUCGAGGCCAAGGAUAUCAAGAAGCAGCUGCAUGUCAAUGAUGCCUUGGCGAAGCAGUAUGCCGCGUACCUCAAGGAUUUCGAGGCGAAGGAGCCGGUGCCGUGCUGCGGGGUGUUCGACACCCCGCUCUGGAACUCCUCAGCGCUCUCCAGCUUUGACGAGGACGAUGCGGAGUGGGCCAACUCCUACGUGCGGAUCUUCUCAGGCUUGUACGGCCUGCUGCGGCCCUACGACCAGAUCCAGAGGCUCAGCCUGCCCGUGAGCCUCAGCACCAAGCUGAAGACGACCAAGGGCUCCGUGCUUCGGCAAUAUUGGGCGGAGUCCAUCGAAAAGGAGAUCGAGGGCGCUCUUCAGAAGCUGCCCAUGCCGGUGAUCGUGGACAUGUCCAAUGAGGAGGACCGGCUUCUUUUGGAUGCAGAUCGGCUACCGCCAGAGACGCGGGUGAUGAAGGUGGAGUUCAAGCACCUCAAGAAGGAAGGUGCCCUUGAAGCCCAGGGCGAGUUCCUACGGUGGAUGCUGCAGAAUCGCUGCAUGACGCCCGAGGAGCUAGUGGACUUCCGGGGACUGGAGCAAGAGGACGAAGAGGAAGAGGUGAACUCCUACCGUCUCCACAAGAACCAGCCCUCUCCGAAUCACUUGGUCUUUGAGGAGAACAAGCGGGACGGCGGGGACGGCGGCUGGGCCAAGAAGCUGGCCGAGUACGGAGGCUCCCAGCGGAAGUUCGUCAAGGAGUUCGCAAGCGGAAAGGAGAAGUGGAAGCGCUCCGAGCUCAACAAAGCGGUGAAGAAGGAGACCAAGAAGAGGAGCAGCGGCAGCAGUUUCUACUGAUGCGCGUUCGACGCUCUCUCGUUCCCACUUUCCCUUGCCGGGCUGACGCUCAUGUGGCGAACGGCGGACACACAGAGUUUCGG